This is a messenger RNA of Camelina sativa (false flax), 1845 nucleotides long. RefSeq lists its product as uncharacterized. The record is from RefSeq and is a predicted model, not a curated record. NCBI's taxonomy places the organism in Eukaryota, Viridiplantae, Streptophyta, Magnoliopsida, Brassicales, Brassicaceae. Gene Ontology annotation, molecular function: nucleic acid binding; zinc ion binding.
AAAAGAUAUCUCCGUCAAGCUUCUCUUCUUCUCUACUAUGAUAUCUACUCUGCUCUCUUUUAGUGUACAGAAGAAUAAUAAUUCCUAUGUUGGAGAAAAAGGAGCAAGAGCGGUCGUCGUCUUCUCCAAGAUGAGGAGGAAUACACAGAGAAGAAAGUCAAGAAAACCUAAACAUUCGCAGGAAAUGGCGGCGACGAAGACACUAAUUAGUCAACAAGACGUUGUUUCUGAUGACCUGAACUAUGAACUGUGGGCUCGAACCAUGAAAGCCAGACUAGUAGAGAAAGAACUUUGGGCUGUUGUUGAAAAUGGAAUCCCACGGGCCGAUCCAUCGAAGAUUCCAGAGUUAGCGGCGGCGACGAUUCAACCCGAAGAGCUUUCCAAAGACAAAGAAGCGCUCCAGAUUCUGCGAUCUUCUCUCCCAGAUUCGCUGAGAAAGACACUCGAGAGCACCACUACUUCAGCCAAACAUCUUUGGGAUUUGUUAAAAGAAGCUAACGAGGAACAAUCCAAGUCAGAGAAGAAGACGAAGAAACUCGAACGUAACAUCAUCUCCUCAUCAUCAUCGUUCAUGGAUCCUCGUUUAGAAUCGAAUCAUCAUUAUCUGGCUAUUACGAAUAUGGUACUCUCGUUGUCAGAUUCAUAUGAUCUUACAACGAAUGAACUCAUCGUCAUGGGUGUGAAGAAGCUUACUUUUAACAGUAUCCGUCGGCUUCUUGAUCUUGUUGAAUCAUAUACAGUGAAGUGGACCUUGUAUGAAGUUUUGGAAAAAAACGAGUUCCGAGCAUCACGCGAUUGUGAAGGUUUUAUCAGAUGGAUGACCUCCAUGUCAGAUUCAUAUGAUGGUACAGCUCUGGCGAUGGAGCAAGUCGUGAGUGUGAAGAACCUGACUUUUGAAACUACUCGUGAGCUUCUUGAUGUAUUUGAAUCAGUACCAGCGCAGACCGUCAGUGAGAUUAUGAAAGGAUUUGUGGUUGGAUCAUCAUCACAUGUGAAAGAAGUUGGCUAUUCACCCAGUGAUCUUAGGCGUUUGCUAAAAGAAGCCAGGUUAGAGAUGAAGGAAUUAGGUGAAGGUACUAUCAGCUCAGCAUCGUCAUCACAAUGGAAAAAAGAUAGUGCUACGACAAGGGUGAUGAAAUCUAGGCAUGAAAGAGGAGAGUGUAUUCGAUGUGGAAGGAAAGGGCAUGUUUUCAAAGACUGUAGCAGCAGCAACAACAGAAGAAAGAAUCAAAGCAGGGAUGAUGUUGUUGGUCCUGUGACCUUUGAGAAGGAUAUGUGGAUGAUAUACGACACUACCACUAACCAUAUGACUCCACAUAUCAAGUAUUUCACCACUUUAGACAGAAGACACAGAGCUCAGAUCGAAUUCAUCACCGGGGAAUCUGUCGCUGCUGAAGGAAUGGGAGAUGUCAGGAUCAUGACCAAGAAAGGGUUGAAGAAGACUAUCAAGGAUGUGCUUUUUGUUCCCAAGAUCGACAGAAACGUGUUGAGUGUUUCUCAGCUGACAGACGCAGGCUACAUAGUCGCAAUGACCACUGACAAAUGCAUUAUAAUGGAAGAGAAAACUGGGAGAUCAUUUGGUCAAUGCUUGUGGGAAGAGAGAGGCUAUUUUCUGCGUUUGCAGGUGGUUGAAAGGUAAUCUCACAUCUACUUGCUAGACUUACUAGUAAUCAUCAGUUAGUCUAUUAUGGGGAUUUGGUUCGGUUUAUUCAGUUUUACAGUUUGUAGAUCUGGCAUCAAUCUUAGUUUUGAGGAAACAUUUUUGGAUUACUUACUGUAUGCUGUGACUGUUUUGCGGAUAUGAACAUACAUAUAGUACUGCUUAUGUUAAGUCUUAGUGGUAAA